Messenger RNA from Mytilus trossulus (common blue mussel), 1686 nucleotides. RefSeq lists its product as uncharacterized. Lineage: Eukaryota; Metazoa; Mollusca; Bivalvia; Mytilida; Mytilidae. Gene Ontology annotation, molecular function: zinc ion binding; protein binding. The transcript has a single exon. The coding region runs from base 1 to 1686 and encodes 561 amino acids. The record is from RefSeq and is a predicted model, not a curated record.
AUGGCGACAUUAUGCAGCAUGUUAUGUUCUGUUUGUGAAAUCCAGCACAAGAACAAAGAAGCUGAAUAUUGGUGUUCUGAAUGUGAACAAGGCCUAUGUCCCGAGUGUCUGAACUGCCACAAUGCUUUGAAAUCGUCUAGAAAUCAUGAGGUAAUUACAGUUGAAAACUACAAGCAGCUUCCAUCUUCAAUAUCCAGUAUACAACAUCACUGUUCUGAUCACAAUAGAAAGUUCCAGAUGUACUGUCCUCAGCAUGAAAACCUAUGUUGUCCGUUAUGUAUCUCUUCUAAUCAUAGAAACUGCGUUGGUCUGUUAUCGAUAGAAGAGGUCAUAGCAACGUCGAAGACAUCGUCUUUAUUGGACAGUAUGGAACAGCGAAUUAAAGAUUUGUUAACUAAUGCAGAGGAAAUCAUCGAUGACCGUAAACAGAACCUCACUUCAAUACAGAACCAACACCAUAAGUUUCAGUCCGAGAUAACACAGAUGCGUGAUCAAAUAAAUAAACACCUUGACUUCCUAGAAAAACAGUCUACUGAGGAAUUGCUAGCUACCAAAAAGGAUGUAAGCAGUCGAAUAGAAACCGUCAUUACAAAUAUAACCCAGAAUUAUAAACAUGUGAGUAAGUUGAAAAAUGAAAUGUGUUCAAUUAGGAAAUAUGCAUCGAAUCUUCAGACAUUUUUAGGAGCUAAAGUCCUUGAGGUGGAAAUCCAAAAGAAAGAGGAAUAUCUCCAGUCUCUGUCUAUUGAUGGAAGUCUCGAGCAAGUUGUUAUUAAUCUUGAGGUAGAUGACGAACUAUCAAACAUUUUAUCUAUUCAAAAAUUUGGUUCAGUUUCGACAGAAAAAAAAUCGCCAUUAUUUGUACUUAAGAAUAAAACAGAGAGGCAGGCUCAAAUAUUAAGAACGCCAGUUGUUACACCAAGUUCUAUUCAUGAUAUAAACCCAACGCAACAACAAAUAAUAGCCGUUCCAGAGAAAAUAACUGGUUGCUCAAUGACCCCGUCAGGUAAAUUCAUCUUUGUGAACUGCUACGAGCAUCAAUUGAUCAUUCUAACAAAAGAUGGAAAAUCGGAUAGUGUAAUUAAUAUACCACCACAAUAUCCAGUGGAUGUAGCAUGCAUCGACGACUUAAGCGUAGCAGUUUCAUUUCAUAGUGCAUCAGAUAUUCAGAUCAUCAAUAUUGCAUCCAAGAAAGUUGUAAAAACCAUCAACACAUUGAAUAUAUGCGGUGGUAUAAUCCAUCAAGACAACAACAUUUUAUACUGCGAGAACUACAACGGUGUUAGAGUGGUGAAAUUGCCAAACACAGAUAAUGUUCUUUUAGUCGACGACAUGGAAAUAAAUCAUUGGAGCUAUAUAACAACAUAUAUGGAUUUCUUAUAUUAUACUAAACACAAUACAGUAAGCUGUUAUUCCAUAACAGGUAAGAAACUAUGGGACUUCAAAGAUGAAUCAGUGUUGAAAAGUUCCUGCGGUGUGACCGCUGAUAAACAUUCAAAUAUUUAUGUCGCAGAUUAUGAAAAUAGUAGUAUAGUCGUAAUUUCACCAGAUGGGAAAAAGGGAAGGCGUAUACUUGGUGAGGUACAGGGAAUCAUCAAACCCUCUGGUAUUUUUAUUAACAACGAAAACGACACUCUUUUGGUCUCCAAUUAUAAUGAAACUGCUGUUUUGUAUAAGCUGACCUUUUAA